Lynx canadensis (Canada lynx) is the source of this 1288-nucleotide messenger RNA. Its product is annotated as dynactin-associated protein. NCBI's taxonomy places the organism in Eukaryota, Metazoa, Chordata, Mammalia, Carnivora, Felidae. The transcript has 3 exons. Gene Ontology annotation, cellular component: Golgi apparatus; plasma membrane. Bases 292 to 759 code for a protein of 155 amino acids. Gene Ontology annotation, biological process: activation of protein kinase B activity. The record is from RefSeq and is a predicted model, not a curated record.
GGGUUUAUAUCUCCUCCAGAAUCUUAGAGUCAUUCUGAUAGUUGGGAUAAUUUUCUGCGUGUUCUGUUUUUGAAGGGAGCAAACUUUUCUAUUUAUUUUUCCUCAGCAAAUAUAAAUUGCAUACUUUCGGGUUGAAUUAGGAAAUUCUUUUCAGAAAAUAGCUAUUGUUUUACAUAACCCAGAUUGAAUACAGUUAUUAGUUUAACAUAAAUCCAGGAUUUCCCAAGUUCUCAUCCACAAAGUGAGCAUAGACAUUUUGAGGGUUGUAUUUGAGACCCCAGCAACCUCAGAAUGGAUGGGGAACGACGACAUCAUGUUGUGGAUAUUGAGCAAACCUCAACAGAGCUGUUGCCCAGAAAUCCAUACUGUUUGAAUGAAGGAAGACAGUGUGGUUGUACAUUGCCCAAUGUGACCCUCCAGCCACAGUGGGUUACAGCAAAACCAUGGUCACUCUGGAAAACAUUUCUGGUGUGUCUCUUGGCCUGUCUAAUUGCCACAACCCUUGUUAUUCUGGUCUUAUAUUUUGUCCACUUUGGCAAGCACACCAACAGUACCACUAUCAUCAUUCAUGCAGAUGGAAAGUCGAAUCGUGUCACCUGCAUCCCUGAUUCUACCCCAUCUCAUACCUCAUCGACCCUGCCUGGAUCUUCUACCCCUGCGGCCACCCAAAGCUCCUCUGCCAAGGUGUCUCCAUCCUCCAUGGAGACAACUGAAAUAACAACACUGGACCAUGAAGUUAUCAUUGAAGAGAACUUUUGAGCCCUGAGCUCUCCUCAAGCCGGACCAACACCCUUACCCCAAAGGAGGCAUGUCCAGGUGUUCUCUCUUCCUGCCAAUGGGUUGCAAAGCAUUUGGCUUUAUGAGAGCUUGCUCCUCCCCCUCCACUCAUUUGCUAUAUUCCCAUAUGGUAAUGACUCAGUCUUGGGCCCUCCAGUGUUCAAAUGAUUGGAAAACAUUUUUUUUUUUUUCAACUGAGGCUGAUUGAUUCAUUCAGGCUGGGGCCCAGGGUUUUCUUUCCAUCCCUCCCAUACAACCAACUUUAUUCUCCACAAAUAGUGGUUUCAACUGCUGAAGAGGCUGCCAGGAGGAUGCUGCUCUACUUAGAUCUCUGCCUAUUGGUUCUGAAGCCAAUAUUUACUACCUAGCUAUUGAUUAUUUUCUAAUCUCAUAACUUCCCUAUUUUCAGCAUUUAUAUUCCAGUAGGGAGAAGGAAAUGUUCAACUAAAGUGGUUAAUGAGUCGGCGGCCUGGGUGGCUCAGUGGGGUAAGCGUCCAACUCUUGGUUCAAC